AUGAGUAAAGAAGAGUUCUUGAAGAUCCAGAAAUGUGUUCUCAAAGUUAACAUUCACUGUGAUGGAUGCAAGCACAAGGUCAAGAAAAUCUUGCAGAAAAUUGAAGGGGUUUUUACAACCGAGAUAGAUUCCGAACAGGGGAAGGUGACCGUUUCCGGCAAUGUCGACCCCUCUGUUCUGAUCAAGAAGCUCGCAAAAUCAGGGAAACAUGCAGAAGUUUGGGGCGCUCCGAAAACCAACAACAAUAAUCAGAACCAGAGCAACCUGGCCAAUCAGUUCAAAAACAUGCAACUUGAUAAUGGCAAAGGUGGGAAUAACAAAGCCCAGAACAACCAGAAGGGCGGCGGAGGCGGAGGAGGAGGAGGUAACAACAACCAGUCUAAAGGUGGACAACAAGGCCCGAACCCACAGCAACAGCAACAGCAACACCAACAGCAGCAAAUGCAGCAACUACAGCAGCUGCAACAGCUUCAGCAAAUGAAAGGAUUUCAAGAUCUGAAGUUGCCUCAAUUGAAAGGGAUGCAAAUGCCUCCUGGUUUUAAAGGGCCGAACCCACCUAACCAGAACCAGAAGGCCGUCAAAUUCGCGGAUUUGGAUGAUGAUGACAUGACUGAUGAUGAGUAUGAUGACCUUGAUGAUGAUGACGACUAUGACGACGACGAUUUUGAUGACGAGCUGGAUGAUCCUCGAAUGCCUCUCAAUAAGAUGAAGUCGGCGAUGGGUGGUGGUGGUGGUCAGGGGCUGCCUCCUAUGAUGAUGAAUGGGAUGAACCACCCUCAGAUGAUGAAUCCCCAGAAGGCUGGUGGUGGUCAACCGAAUGGUGGAAAGAAAGGUGGCGGAGGAGGGGGUGCGCCGGCUCAGGUGAAUUUGGGUGGUGGCGGCGGUGGAAAGAAAGGUGGUGGCGGUGGCGGAGAUCAUGGUCAAAAUCAAGCUGGCAAGAAUGGAGGGAAGAACAGUGGUGGGUUCCCCCCAAAUGGUGGUGGUGGGGCGCAGAACAAGAAUGGUCAGGGAGGCCAAGGUGGUGGUGGUGCUAAUGGGGGUAAUAAUGGCAAUGGAGCUAAAAAGGGUGGUGGAGGUGGUGGUAAUGGAGGAGGUGGUGGUGGUGGUGGAAUGAGUGAGGCUCAACUACAUGCUAUGAUGAGCCACCAGAACAUGGGUGGGAGACCUCAAGGCAUGCCUGGAGGUAAUGUGGGACAGCAGAUGCCUGGGAUGAGCCAGAUGAACAUGGCAAUGGGUCCAAUGGGAAGCAUGCCAAUGAGCCAAAUGGGUCAGAUGGGUCAAAUGCCGGCGGUUCAAGGUCUGCCGGCUGCCGCCAUGAAUGGCGGAGGCGGUGGUGGCCCCAGCGGCUACUUCCAAGGAGCCGGGCCUGAAGCCAUGGCUGGUAAUCCAUACCAGCAACAACAGUACAUGGCAGCAAUGCUGAACCAGCAAAGAGCUAUGGGCGGUGACAGGAAUUUCCAGCCUAUGAUGUACGCUAGGCCUCCUCCAGCAGUCAACUACAUGCCGCCACACCCUUACCCAUACCCUCCUCCAAAUGGCGGUGACCAUUACACUCAUUUCUUCAGCGAUGAGAACACUUCGAGCUGCAAUGUGAUGUGAAGCGAGAGCAAUCCACAGGAAAUUGGUUCUUGAUCUGCUGGGAAUUGGGUUAGCUGCUGAGUUUCUGGUGGUGCUUCAGUUCAUGGUUCCAAGGACUAGAAAUCUGAUGAUGCCAUAUUAUACAUGGAAAUGUUUUUUUUCCUUUAGUUUUAAUUUUCAUCUUUCAUCUUACCUUUUAUCCUAAGUUAUAUUAGGAUUAAUUAUCAAUAGGGGAGUAUCUAUAGAUAAUAUAAUUAAAGCUUCUAGGAGAGAAUGAUGGAGAUGUAAGUGGGGAAGAAAUAGUGUUUGAGAGCAUUCUCUUCUUUAUGAGAUGUUUAUAUGUGUUUAUAAGUUGCAGACAACAAUAAUAUGAACAAGAGAAUAUGGGUGAAGCAAAACAACCCCAUCUCUCUCUCUCUC
Fragaria vesca subsp. vesca is the source of this 1998-nucleotide messenger RNA. RefSeq lists its product as uncharacterized. NCBI's taxonomy places the organism in Eukaryota, Viridiplantae, Streptophyta, Magnoliopsida, Rosales, Rosaceae. The transcript is spliced from 3 exons. The record is from RefSeq and is a predicted model, not a curated record. The coding region runs from base 1 to 1599 and encodes 532 amino acids. Gene Ontology annotation, molecular function: metal ion binding.